AUGUUUGGAAAUUUUAUUAACGUAUACCGGCUGGAGGACUCCGAGAUAGGGGAACGUGAUGUUUUAUUUGUGUUUUUGAUUAUUUUAGGUCUGUUGGUGUUUAUUUGUGUUUUUGAUUGUUUUAGGUCUGAUGGUUUUUAUUUGUUUUUGAUUGUUUUAGAUCUGUUUGUGUUUAUUUGUGUUUUUGAUAAUUUUAGGUCUGUUGGUGUUAGACAGGACUCGUCAAGUAACGUCGAAGUCUUGGGUGUCCCGGUGUCUCGUGGCCAGGCUUUGUUGACCACCCCGGACUACCUGUACCAGAACACUGGAUCUUCCGCCCCAGUACUUUUGGACUACGAUCGCUUUGUGUCUAAUGUGGAAGAUAAAAUAAUGACAGACCAGGACUCGGCCCGCUCUAAGUACGAUGCGGCGUACCUUUUGUACAAGAGCAACCCUGCUAUGUUCGAAAAUAUUCCGGACUUUACAAAUCCUAGAAAUGUGUACUCACUGAUCAGCAAACGGCGCACCAAAUCGUAUGAUGACGUAUCAACUGUGUCAAGGUCAGUCGAUUCUGUGACGUCAGGUUUCCCGCGCAUUUCUCGCACGACGAGCAUGCGCGAUCUCCGGCGGGCUGCUGGGUUGCGCACUGUAUCUCGGAAGGGUCGCCAUCACAGCAGUCAGGAUCUCAGUUCUCUGACUCUAAAGGAACGAAAAGACCCGAGCAUCACCGCGCUCUUCAUCAACGCCCCCUACCUCAAUCUCAAAGACCUUGGACAUCUACCGGAAGCAGAUGUACCAAGAGCGACUCGAACAGUAUUUCCCGCUAUCUCAUCGAAAAACCGCGCUCUGAAAAAAGUUCCACCAUUCAAACUGUCAGAUGAAGACAACAGUUUCUCUCUUCCGCGUAUCCCAUCGGAUCUCGGGGAGACGUUAGCAUAUGGAACUAACGGGGAGGAGCGUGCUGACGUCAUCAAGAAGCGGAUUAUCCAUCACGAAGGUAACUCUUCGGUUACAGUGGAAAAUAAACUAAACAAGUGGUUCUCAGAAAUGCCUGCUGACAUAAAAGAGAAAGCAGACAAUUUGGCCAAUGAAGAAGAAACUCGACAAAGUGAAUGUGACUCUGUUCAGAAAAAAAUUUCCAGAAAAUCUCCCAAGGAGCGAUUGCACUUACCCGUGCUUAAACCACUAAACACAAUACCCAACCAAUUUCUGGAACUCAGAGAAAAUGUGACUCGGCCCAUCAGACGUGACGUCACAAUCGACAGAGAACAGUACAAACUGAAACAACGUUCCAUGCUGCAGCUGAAAAUGUUGGACAUGGACGAAAAUACGCGUCCCGAGCGUCAAAGGACGCAAACGGAAAACGAAGUGCAAGUGUACCCAUAUAACGCUGAAAAAUUUCAUCCCCAAGAACAGAAAACUACACUAAAGGACCUUGUUAACGCCAGAAAACAGGACGGUGACGGAGUUAAGAUUGUGAGCAUUGACGAGUUUGCAGUGGAGGCUUAUGAAAUUCACCCAAACGACAAGUUUAACUUUGCCAAACAAUCCAACGAUAUUCAGCCGGGAACAUCGGCCUUAUCCCGGGCACGGACGUCCAUGGAUUUAUCGACGAGACAGCGGAACAGUCUUUAUAACACGCCCUCCUUAAGUUUUUACCAAGACGAACAUACUGAGAAAAGGGCCAAACUGUGUGACCAACCGCUCAAUCGAGCUCUCACCGUGGUGAAGAUCGAAAAACCAAGGGAAGGUACCAAGAGCGACCUCACUGGUCCAGAAAACAGGGAACUGGCAUCCUCAGGGUCCCAUUCCUCGGUGAGCAUCAGGAACGGACGAAGCGCCAGACCACCUUCAAGGAGCACGAGCGUAGAACAAACCAGAACAGAGGCUAAAAAGGAGCUGCUGAAAUUUAAGAGACUAGACGUGUUUGGAGAUGGCAUUCCCCCAGUGUCGGCGCACGUGGCCGUAGUAGAUAAACCACUUGUGAAGUUGGACCUGCGUCGGUCGCCCCCUCAGUGGCAUAGAUCCGCAGAAACAUUUCCAAAUCCUCCGCUCCCAUUGAUUCACCGCGACAUAAAAACGGAACUCCCAGCAAUGACGUUUCAGUUUUCUACUGGUGAAGUAAUUAUCUCCAGAAACGCGGCAAAUACUUUGAGUCCCCCACGUGAUCAUCAACGUCACAGUUUUUAUCCAAGUCGAGGCCCUCUUAAACAUUCAAGUUCUACCACACCUACUCUCCCGCGUUCCGAAUCGUCCUCGGUGCCGGUUGAGAAGAUGAAUCAGCCCCCAGCAAGGUCAGUCUCAGACGACGCUUCAACCGACUGUACCAUGACGCCUGACUUUCGGAACAUCUCGGAGUUCAACCUAACGGGACGAGGAAGACCACGGGGACGCCUGUGGGACUUUGAUGGCGACGUUCCUCACCCAGAGAGUCUGCUCGGAUCCAGGAAAAACACAAUAGAGGAAAUUCCAGAGGAGACAAUGGACGAGCUCUCCCCCGACCCCCCGGUAUCUAAAACCCCGAAGGAAAUGAAGGGGCCCGCCAUCUCUGACAAUCCACCAGCAAACUCCCCCAAACAUAGUCCGAACACUACGCCAUCAGAUCAAGUUCCCUCUCCUGUAGAACUAAAAGUACAAGCAAAGGAAAUGAAAACGUCUGAAGAAGAUUCAGCGGAUCCAAACAUUAAAAGCGAGACAAAACCGACGUCUUCUUCACCAACAAUGAAAGGAGACAAAAAGGAAGAGAAAAUUGGAGAAAAGGAAGAUGUACAAGAGCUGAAGGAAGGGGGAAAAGCUGAAGAGGGGAUCAAUAAAGUGAAGGAAGAUGUGACAGCGGAAGUGGGAGAUAACAAAUCCAAGAGAGAUGUCGCAACGUCAGCGACGUCAUUAAUUGAGGCGAACGCUAAACGGCAGGCUGCCAGCAGCAAGAACACGGACCGGUCCACCGACUCCAUCACUGAAGUGUUCGGGAAAUAAAAAAACCGGACCUGUCUACCGACUCCAUCACUGAAGAGUUCAGGAAAUAAAAACAAAGUCCUGAAGGACGUUAAUCUUGGCGAUUUAAUCAACGUUAUCCGUCCUUGUUAUAAAAGUUGUUACAGUAGUAUAUUUGUUAUACUAUAUCCGCAUAGACGAUAUAUUCCUUAAAAAAGGUUUUACGAACAAUACAUGAUGAAAAGUGUUAUUAUGUACCGUAUAUACUAAUAUUCAAAAUGAAAUUUAUGUCAACUUGUGCUGACCAAUCAUUGAUCUAAGUCAUCCAUGAAUGUUAAAAGCUUACACUGCAAUGCAAUACGGUGUGCCCUCUCAAAUCCAGACUUAGUCUUUUCACCAAUCAGCGUUUGUCUUUGUGAUCACGUGAUCAUUUUUGUUAUGUGUUUUUAUGUGUUUUAUAUGUUUAUAGAAUAACUUGGUGCCAACGUUGUUGUUGAAUAAAUCAUUUUUAUCACACA
Saccostrea cuccullata (small rock oyster) is the source of this 3431-nucleotide messenger RNA. RefSeq lists its product as uncharacterized. NCBI's taxonomy places the organism in Eukaryota, Metazoa, Mollusca, Bivalvia, Ostreida, Ostreidae. The transcript has 4 exons. The record is from RefSeq and is a predicted model, not a curated record. Bases 1 to 2955 code for a protein of 984 amino acids.